Arctia plantaginis is the source of this 4359-nucleotide messenger RNA. Lineage: Eukaryota; Metazoa; Arthropoda; Insecta; Lepidoptera; Erebidae. The record is from the annotation of a GenBank genome assembly.
AUGUCUAGUGAGGGCUCGGUCACGUCCACGGCCUCCCGAAUACGUCAGUUCGGGUUGUACAGGACUAUUGACGCGAGGACCGACGAGUUUCUAAGGUCAUCCAGACGAAGGCAAAUAAGACAAGGAUGCGCCUGCGCAGCUAUUUCUACGGCGAUUACGGUUACCGUUGUUGUUAGUGUCAUAUUGGUGUAUGAAUAUAGUAUAAACUCAGAGUCAAAUGUAAAUAAAAAAUUAACAGUAAAACCAAAUUGGCUCGGUUUGAUGAACGAGAGCGACACAACACAGUCGGACAUGAAAUUCGAAAAGAAAAUAAAUUUCGAUAGAACAACCCUAAAACUAUUGCCAAUAUUAAUAAAAGCCUUGAACAAAAACAGAUAUUUAGAGAAAAUAAUUGAGGACUAUUCAAGUUCAAGUCCACCUUAUGAAGAAGGAAAUGAAACAGAAAACUAUUUUCAAAGGAAUGUAUUUUCUAAUUCGAAAAAUUGGCUAAAAAUGCCAUCAUCAAAAGGGUAUACUAUUGAUCAUAAAAGUUCACCGUCAUUAUAUACAAGACGGCCUACUGUAUAUUCAGAUUAUCUAAGUAGAAUAAGAAAGCUUAGAAAUUAUAAGAGGAUGUUAAAUAACUUUGAUAAAGUGACAAGUGAAAGAACAAGUUAUCCUAAACCUAGUCAAACACCAAAGACUAUCUUUGCUUAUACCUCAAAGCCUUUGAAAAGUGUAACUCAUCGCAUGAAACCAAAUAAGACUAAACCAGUUAAAUCCACUAUGAAGAAUAAGUCUAAUGGUGUUAAAAUUAGUGACGUAAUGGUAGAAAAUUUAUCCAACAAAGGUAAAAAUGUGAGUAAACCGGUGCCAACAUUUCCAGAAAUAGAAAAUAAAAAGCUAAAUAAGCAUAAAGGCUAUUGCAAAUGCCCAAGAGAUAUGGGAAUAUUACUGAAUAAAUUGAUACAGAGUAUAAAAGAGAUGAUUCCAACAAUGACCAAUAAAAACCAAAGUUAUAGCUCCUGUCCAAAUAAAGAAAAAAAGGAAAGAAAUAAAAAAAAAUCUAUAAAAAAGUCAAGGAUACAUGAAGAUAUAACAAUAUCAACUACGCAGCAAGCUAUUACAAAAUCUACAACUUUAAAAAUCAUAAUAAAACCGAUGAUACCAGUUGCUAUGAGAGAAGGAGUCUAUGAUACUAUAACAGAACCAGUAAACGUAAAAAAUAUAACAACUCCACAUACACAAAUAGACAUAAUAGAUCUACCUGCUUUCAAAUUUGAUCAUGAUAUUACUACAGAACUUACUACAAUUUCUUCACUCAAUACUUCAACGUCCGAAAGUAUUACUUAUGCAACUGCUAGUAAUCUUGAUAAAAAAUAUCCUACUGGAAUAGCAAACAAUCAUAAUGUUUACAUUAACACUAUACAAGCGCACAAAAAUAUUUUAGAACAAAUACCAAUGUAUGGAACUUACGACCUUAAAGAUUUGAACUAUGAAAUCAGCACUAGUGAUGCAGAAGACAAAUCGAUCUCUAAUAAUAUUAAUAAGAAAUCAAGUACCACCACAGAGUUGAUUAUGCCAUUAAAAUUAAAUUCUCAUUCUAACGAAGGCUCACUUAGUUCAGAGCAUUUCCUCGAUUCAGUAGCCGUAGUGUCUAACUACAAGCACCCAAUAAGACCUUUGUUAAAUGAUAAAGAAUAUGAGGACUAUCUUACUACACAGGGAACACCCAAUGAUUUUGAUGAUUUGGAUGUACACAGUUUUGAAUUGGUGAAAACAAAAAAUGUUAUAUCAUCUCCAACUAAAUAUGAACGAAAUAGGUUCAGAAAUAAUAUGAAGAAAGUACCAAUAACCUCAAGAAAUUACCACCCAGUUGCAAAAUCUAAGGACACAGAUCAAAUAAAUAUGAGAAAAAUGGCUGAUCUUAUCAACAUUCCAAAAACAAUGAUAGAUCAAGAAAACGCACGCAGAUUAUCACUAGUUUAUGAAGAUGAAAGCUUUGGCAACACGAAUUUUAUAACAAGAAAUGACGAAGAAACAGGGCUAUUGAAAAAUAUCAUUAAGAUAUCGAAAUCUGAAACACUUUCUAAAAUAUCUCAUCAACCACUAUCCAAAACUGAAUCUACGCUCUUACAGGCACCUGAUGGCGAUCAAAAUAAUGAAAAUACAAAUGAAGAUGAAUUCCAAGAAGAGUGGACCAAAAAUACUGAAGUUACAGAAAGUAGUAUUAAGUAUAAUAAGUCGAUUUUUGAUGAUGAACCACAAACAUCUCAAAACAACUAUGAAAGUAAAUCUCAUGAUAAAAUUAACUCUGUAAAGUCAAUGCUGCCUGCAAUACGGCCAGUUUACCUAGAGAUACGACGAAGUAAUGAUUGGAAAACUGAGGACCACACUGAUUACGAUGUAAUUCUACUUAUCUACGAAUACACAAUUGCUGUAGAGUGGACCUUAGUACAAAAUAAGAACGAUAUAGUUACAGAAUCUGAGAUUUUUAAAAAUCAGCCCAUUGCAGACAGACUAGACCGAACUGACUUUGGAUUCGACCAAGAAUAUUUUGAAAAGAUGCCACUACUAAUUAAUGCAUUACAAGAAAAUAAUUAUAUAGAUCCAACAUUAGAAAUGACUGAUCUUCUUGGUAAAAAAAAACAUAUAUUUGCAACUGUAUUAAAAACAACAACUAAACCAACUUUGAAAACCAGUGCUACGAGAAGAACGAUCCCCAGACCUUUUUACUUCAAAUACAGAUAUCCUACUCCAUUACCAUUUAGUAAAACUUAUGGUUCGAGGUCAUGGGUAGAAAGAUAUCGCAAUGAAGAAAGGUUAAAAAAUAUUCGUCAAAUUAUUAAAUAUUUAGAGAAUAGUAUUCACGCAAAAGUGGGAGAUAUGCAUGCUAAGUCCACAGAACAGCAUGUAGAUUUUACAGGGCUUUCUACAGAAUCUAUGCCCGAGACUAAUAAUGAAGAGUCAAAUAAGUCAGAUUUGGUGCCAGCCAGUUCAGAUAUAAAAAAACGUUAUUUGAAUCAUCUAGCAGAUCCACUCUUCAAUUUCAAACCUGAAAAUCCAGGAGACGUGAAUCUGUUAGCUGACAAGUUUUUAAGAUUUGCUCCUGUAGCGACUCCGGACAUUACUAGCAAAACUAAUGAAUAUCCCAUGUUCCGGCAGAUUCCGUUGAAAAAUAGGAAUUGUCAUGGUAACAAAUGCGAAGAAAUUAUAGAAGGUAACAAUAAAUUAUUUCCACGUUCCACUAUCAUAAAUCAGACCGAGACACCACCUCUUAGUACUACCAAAUCAUUUAGUGUCAUGCUGAAUUUGUUUCCAAUAAAAUCUAAAAGUGGAAAUUUAAAUCAGGAUAUACUAACAACUACCCAAACUUUAGAUAAAAUAUAUCUUACGACUUCUCGUCCGUUGCUACAAUUUAAAAGAAAAUCAAAUGUGUCUAUCAGACGUAUUUACACUCCAUAUAAAAGACCAAGAUAUUUAAGUGAUUUAAUAAAUAAAGAUUCAAAAUCAAAUAAAACUAAAGAAACUGUUACGCCAGGCACCCAAAUGAUAUUUGAUGUAAAAGCGUAUAAUGAACAUCAAGUGAAAAAUGAAAUCAGUGAGAAAACUUCUACUAUAAGUAUACCUUUAAUGCAGACAAAUCCAUAUACAACAAGAGCUCCUAUAGAAUUUUCAACUUCACAAAUUGAAGACUACCAUGUAGGCAGUUCAGGUUAUAUACCAGUGCCAAACAAAACAGACAAGUCUCUUCCUAAGAUAACUACAAUGCUUAACUUUUUUGAUACAACAACUGAAUAUUCGAACACCGCAAGGACACAAACUAGUUCAGCAUUUAAAUUUAACAUACAAGAUGCAAAAGUGCCCAAUCAUUACCUUAACUUAAACACAAAAGUUAAUAAAGGAAACAUAAAUAGAAGAAACUCUAUGGGGUUUAUUGACCACGAAGAGUUGUUUAAACAAAUCAAUGAAAAUCUUAAACUGAAUGGCAUUAAUUUAAGUAACCCUAUUGAUACAAACGUUGAAAAUAACACACUAAUAGUAAAACUCAAGAACAAUUACACUAAUAAUGUAGCGGAGUCCACAGAAGCAAACACAGAAGAAAUAACAACAUCUGUUAAUACUUAUGUUCCUCACAUAAAUGGACAUUACAGAAGCAUUAAUCAAAAUUCAAGAAACGUUAAUGAAUGGCUAAAUGACGAGCCAGAAAAGGACAGGAAAAAUCGUUUGCAAAAUGUGGUAUCAGAUAUUCGUCCUUACGUUCCCAUGUAUGUCGAAAUUAUAAGAAACAAUACUAAGACAUCAAACAUUGGAGAUACCGUUACUACUACACAAGAAACAAGAAAAGUAAUCAGUACUGGACCUACAGGACCUACAUAA